CUCACAAAGAGACAAGAGUCAGGUGUCUAUGGGUACUUACCUAUGACCCUAGCACUUUGAUAUCAGAUAAACAAAGUUUGGGUUUCUUUUUGGCUGGUUGCUUGUUUGUUUUGUGGCUGGGUUUCACUAAGUAGUUCUGCCUGGCCUGAACCUGAUUUAUGUAGACUAAACUGACCUGGAAUUCAGAAAUCUGCCUCCUAAGUGCUGGGAUUAAAGGCAUUUGUUGCUACGUGCGGAGUUUUGAGUAGGUUUACAAUUUGGCAGGGAAAAUAACCUAAUAAUAAAAAUGGGUAAUUGAUAGAUAUAUUUAAUAUUACUGAUGAAAGAUCUCUCUCAGAGACGCACACUUGGAAAAGUUAGGCAUUUGAAAUGUAUUAAAGUGUAGAGGUGCAGGGAAGAACGCAGGGCUUGGUUUGCUGUGUCACCCUUAGUGGGGCCCUGCCCCUCUCAGGCCCCUUUGGUGUGUCGUGUCGUUAGACUUUGAGAUAUCUCAAAGUCUUUGAGAAUCAGCUUGAGGACGGGAAACUGGGAGGGAAGGGGGCCUGGGAGGCUGGGACUCUGAGCUCCGGCUCUCCCUUGGCCUCCAGCCAGCUCUACCACCCCCUCCCCCCGGGAGGCCUCCCUGUCCCCCCGGCGGCGUCUCUAGCUCGGGAAAUGAGCUAUAGCUAAGCCCCGGAGAGGCCGGAGAGCCCUAGGCAUACAACCCGGCGGAGAAGCCUGGAGAAGGCCCCGCGGGAAGGGCCAAAUGGACUGGGACCAAGACAGGUCGAACACCGAGCUGCGGAAGGAGAAGUCGCGGGAUGCGGCCCGCAGCCGGCGCAGCCAGGAGACGGAGGUGCUGUACCAGCUGGCGCACACUCUGCCCUUUGCGCGCGGCGUGAGCGCGCACUUGGACAAGGCCUCCAUCAUGCGCCUCACGAUCAGCUACCUGCGCAUGCACCGCCUGUGCACUGCAGGAGAGUGGAACCAGGUGGGGAACGGGGGAGAGCCACUGGACGCCUGCUACCUGAAGGCCCUGGAGGGCUUCGUCAUGGUGCUCACCGCCGAGGGAGACAUGGCGUACCUGUCGGAAAAUGUCAGCAAGCACCUGGGCCUCAGUCAGCUGGAGCUCAUUGGACACAGUAUCUUUGAUUUUAUCCAUCCCUGUGACCAAGAGGAACUCCAGGAUGCCCUGGCCCCCAGACCAAGCCUGUCGAAGAAGAAGCUGGAAGCCCCAACAGAGCGCCGCCUUUCCCUGCGAAUGAAGAGCACACUCACCAGCAGAGGGCGCACGCUCAACCUCAAAGCGGCGACCUGGAAGGUGCUGCACUGCUCAGGACAUAUGAGGGCCUACAAGCCCCCCGCCCAGACUUCCCCUGCCGGGAGCCCUCGCUCCGAGCCUCCCCUGCAAUGCCUGGUGCUUAUCUGUGAAGCCAUCCCCCACCCAGCCAGUCUGGAGCCCCCGCUGGGCCGAGGGGCCUUUCUCAGUCGCCACAGCCUGGACAUGAAGUUCACAUACUGCGACGAGAGGAUUGCAGAAGUCGCUGGCUACAGCCCUGACGACCUGAUCGGCUGUUCUGCCUAUGAAUACAUCCACGCUCUGGACUCUGAUGCAGUCAGCAGGAGCAUCCACACUUUGCUGAACAAGGGCCAGGCAGUAACGGGACAGUAUCGGUUCCUGGCCAGGACUGGAGGAUAUCUGUGGACUCAGACUCAGGCUACUGUGGUGUCAGGGGGGCGGGGCCCCCAGUCAGAAAGUAUCAUCUGCGUCCACUUCCUGAUCAGCCGUGUGGAAGAGACCGGAGUGGUGCUGUCCCUGGAACAAACGGAACAACAUUCUCGCAGACCCCCUCAGCUGGGUGCCUCCUCGCUGAAGGGUAUCACUGGCAACAGCCUAGACGCUCCUGCUCCGCAGAUCUUGGCCUUCUUGCACCCUCCGGCCCUGAGCGAGGCCUCCCUGGCUGCCGACCCUCGCCGUUUCUGUAGCCCAGACCUGCGCCGCCUCAUGGCGCCUAUCCUGGAUGGACCUCCUACAGCCGCCACCCCCAGCACCCCACAAGCGGCACGGAGACCCCAGAGUCCUCUUCCGGCUGAUCUCCCAGAUCAGUUGACGGUGGGCUUGGAGAAUGCACACAGACUCUCCACUUCCCGGAAAAACAAGACUGUGGAGACAGAUCUAGAUACAGCUCAGGACCCUGACACGCUGGACUUGGAGAUGCUGGCUCCCUACAUCUCCAUGGAUGAUGACUUCCAGCUCAACUCCAGCGAACAAUUGCCCAAAGUCCACCGCAGACCUCCCGGGGUGGCCCGCAGGCCCCGAGCUCGGAGCUUCCAUGGCCUGUCGCCCCCCAUCCCCGAGCCUUCCCUGCUGCCCCGCUGGGGGAGUGAUCCACGACUGAACUGUUCCAGCCCUUCCAGGGGGGACCCCCCCACAACCUCCCUGACGCCGGGAACUCGGAAGAGGGCCUUGGCGCAGAGCUCAGAGGACAAAGGGUUGGAGCUACUGGAGACAAAGCCCCCCAAGCGCUCCCCAAAACUAGAACCGGGAAGCUUCCUGCUGCCCCCGCUCAGCCUGAGUUUCCUUCUGCAAGGUCGACAACUCCCAGGCCCAGGGGACCAGCGCAAUCCAAGAGCCCCACUCCUGGACUUGCGGGAGCCCUUGGGCCUAGCUCCCUCGCUGCUCUCUCUCUACCAGCGUGAGGAAACUCCCCAGCCCAGGAAGCACUUCCCACCAGCAGCAGGCUCGGCCCAGACCCGCUGAGUCAGCCUUCCUCUCAGCCUUCUUCUACCCCAGAAAGGACUCAGCCACACUCCACACCAGCAGCCUACACCCGGGACGGGGCCUCUCUCCUGAGGGUGCCCCCCAGCCAGCCACAGUCCUACCUCAGCCCCCAAACCACCUUCUGCCUUCCCCCAGUUGGAGGCUUCUUGGGUGUUCUCAGCUCAGUGACCUCUGGGAGGGGUGUGUGACCCCCCCCCCACCUCCUCUCAGGACUUCCUUAGGGUUCUCCAUACCUCACUGCCCCUUUCUCUGACUCUGUGCUCUAUUUGGGAGAAUGAGGGGUUGGGAGAAUCGGGGAUCCAUCUCUGAUCCUGGACCCGUGGAGCUUAGACAAGUGUAAUCACGUUUUGGUUUUUGGUUUUUGGUUUCCCCUGUUCCUCUUCUGUCAGGUUUACCUUGCCCUUUUCACGAUAGGGCAUCCAGUCACUCUGCAUUGCACAGAACCCCAGCGACUGCAGGACUCUGGUCUUCCCCCUCUUCAGUGGCAAAUGUGGGAGACUCUGGGUCAGAUCUCAGCCUCUGAGCCACCACAUGGCUCUGCUUGCCCUGGUCCUGACGCCAUGCUGGCCCCCGACCCAGCCUGAACAAUGACUUCAUCUGUGCUCUUCCUGUGUUAGGGGGAGCUAGCGACUCCUUCCACUCCACAGACCCAUAAUCUCUGGCCUUCCCUGAACCUAGGCUAUACCACUUGCUCUCUUCCUUGCCUCUAGACCAUGCAGCUCCUGGUCUUUGUUGGUUCUAGAUUGUAUGCCCUUGGGCCUUCUCCAGUUCUAGAUAGAGGCCUCUGGGUUCUCUGAUUCUAGACUUGCUACUUCCUAGUUCUAAAACAUACAAUCCAUGGCGUCUCCCUGGCUCUCUGACUCCAUACUUCUCAUCUUUUUCUGUUUCUAGAGUGUGAAGUCUUUGAGUUUCAUUGGCUCUAGACUAGACCACCAGUGGUCUCCUCUAGUUUGAGGCUCAUGACCUCUGGCCUUCCUUUGUUCUAGACACUGUGGCCUCUGGCCUCCAUGGUUCUAAACUGUGUUGUUCCUGCCUUCUUUGGACUGUUCAACAUUUGACGUUCUCUGGUUCCAUUCUGUAUAUUCGCUAGUCUUUUACCUGACUCUAGACUGCAUGCCUUAUGACCUGGCUAUGGUUCUAGAUCAUGCCACUUUUCUAGCCUUUUCUCUGAUUCUAGACCAUAGGCCCUCUGGUCUUCUGUGGUUCUAGGUCAGUGGUUCUCAAGUUUCCUAAAGCUGCAACACCUUAAUACAGUUCCUCAUGUUGUAGUGACCCCCAACUAUAAAAUUAUUGCAUUGCUACUUCAUAACUGUAAUUUUGCCUGUUAUGAAUCAUAAUGUAAAUAUCUCAUAUGCAGGAUAUCUUAUAUCUGAUCCCCAAAGUGAUCAUAGCCCACAUAUUGAGAACUGCUAUUCUAGACUGUACAGCCUAUAAGCUUCUUUGAUUCUAGGUUAUGCUGCCUCUGGUCUUCAUUGGUUCCAAACUAUAUGACCACUAGCCUUCUCUGGCAUUUCCUGGUUCUAGACUGUGCUAUCAGAGUCUAGACUGACUCUGAUAGCACAGUCUAGACUCUAGAUUGACUCUAGAUUGACUCCCUCCCCCCCCCCCGUUCUAGACCACAUCAUUUACAACAGAGUCUGCUGCAGACCUCAAUUUCUUCAAACCCCUCUCCUUCCACAUCUCAUAGUCCUUAGUUCUUCCUUGGGCUGGAUCUCACAACUCCCAAUCCUGCCUUUUUAAAGUGGGGCUUGAAUUACCUAAUCCGUAAGGCUCUCUGGAUCUAAAGCCUAUAACCACCAAGAGUCCUCUGGCUUCAAGACUUAUUCUGCAAUUUCCUCUGGUUCUAGGCCUCUUAAAAAUCCCCUGGUUCUCAUGCCCUCUGCUCCCUGCCGUUGCAGACCAUUGGUGUGUGCAGGAGCGGGGAUUAAACCUUGCACAUGCUAGGCCAGCAUCUGCCACUGAGCUGUCCCCAUCCUUUCUUACGUCUUAUUUCCAGACAGGAUCUUUAUGGAUUGCACAGACUAACCUUGAACUCAAGUCUGUACACCUAGGCAGGCCUUAAACUCAUGAUCCUCCUGCCUCGGUCUCCCAAGUAGGUGAGAUUCACAGGUCUUUAGACUGAGCCCAGCUAAUCUUAUAACUGAUGGUUUCCUCCUCUUUCUGGAUCCCCCACUCCAAGCUUCUUCUUAGUUCCAGUCUUCCUGAUCUGUAAGAUAUUUGGUUUCAAAUCCAGAUCUCAUUUCUAGAUCAUUUUGGUUCCAAACCUCAUGAUGUCGGGUUUAUUGUUCUUCCAGUCUCUGCUCUCAAGAAUUCAAGAAUUGCUUUCCCCCAGUAAGAAGGGGUAAAAUGAGUUUUAUGUCUUGAACUUGGAUCUGGCCCUUCUGGAGCCACAUUCCAUGUGCCCAUUCUCUUGGGUUCCAGAUUUCAUUACCUUCAAUCAUUACCAAUGUUGUAGAUUAUGCAAACUCUAGACCUCAUGACUUCCAGAAUCCUCUGUUCUCAGACAACCUGGUGAUCUGCUUACUACUGAAUGUCAAAUAUCAAGGUGGGCAGUGGUGGUGCAUGUCUUCAAUCCUAGCACUUGGGAGGCAGAAGCAGGCAAAUCUCUAAGUUUGAGGCCAAUUUAUCUAUAGAGCAAGUUCCAGGACACCAGGGCUACACAGAGAAACCCUGUCUCAAAAUUAGCAAAACAAACCGGGCGUUGGUGGCGCACGCCUGUAAUC
This is a messenger RNA of Apodemus sylvaticus (European woodmouse), 5484 nucleotides long. RefSeq names its product hypoxia inducible factor 3 subunit alpha (gene Hif3a). Bases 746 to 2740 code for a protein of 664 amino acids. Gene Ontology annotation, molecular function: protein dimerization activity; RNA polymerase II transcription regulatory region sequence-specific DNA binding; DNA-binding transcription factor activity, RNA polymerase II-specific. The transcript is spliced from 15 exons. The record is from RefSeq and is a predicted model, not a curated record. NCBI's taxonomy places the organism in Eukaryota, Metazoa, Chordata, Mammalia, Rodentia, Muridae. Gene Ontology annotation, biological process: regulation of transcription by RNA polymerase II; cellular response to hypoxia.